Molecule: messenger RNA, 4232 nt
Organism: Mizuhopecten yessoensis (Yesso scallop)
Lineage: Eukaryota; Metazoa; Mollusca; Bivalvia; Pectinida; Pectinidae
Product: nuclear transcription factor Y subunit beta-like
Exons: 9
Coding region: 257-850 (197 amino acids)
Biological process (GO): regulation of transcription by RNA polymerase II
Cellular component (GO): nucleus; CCAAT-binding factor complex
Molecular function (GO): protein heterodimerization activity; DNA-binding transcription activator activity, RNA polymerase II-specific; RNA polymerase II cis-regulatory region sequence-specific DNA binding
Source: RefSeq, a predicted model, not a curated record
AUAGCCGGUAUGUAAUACAAUUAAUUGUACGACUGCAAAAAAUAACAUAUGUGAUUCUCGUAUGAUACCUGAAAUAAUUCAUGUAUCCGCAAAUUUAUUAAAUUUGCUAAAAGAUUCUGUAGGGCAAGACAGUCAACUUAACAGCCAUCGAAUGUCACAUUCUCUGCUGAGUGGCUGGCAGUCUCUGAAAUCUCACUGGCUCCUGCAUUGACCAACCAAUUUCUCAAGUUCUUCUCAAUCACAGAGGUGAGCUACAAUGGAUGGUAACUCAGGAGACAGUGCUGUGGAUAGCCUUGGGGACUCCAUGUUUUCAGGAUCAGUUCCACUACAGGAUGAUGGAGAGGAGACAUUACAGUCAGUUGAAAAUGACGACGAACCCCGAGAUAAUGAACCCCUAAGAGAACAGGACAGAUUUCUUCCCAUCGCAAAUGUUGCAAGAAUAAUGAAGAAAUCAAUUCCAAAGUCUGGUAAAAUUGCAAAAGAUGCCAAAGAAUGUGUUCAGGAAUGUGUGUCAGAGUUCAUCAGUUUCAUUACCAGCGAAGCUAGUGAGAGAUGUCACCAAGAAAAGAGGAAGACAAUUAACGGAGAAGACAUUUUGUUUGCAAUGUCAACCUUAGGUUUCGACAGUUAUGUUGAACCACUGAAACUAUACCUUCAAAAAUACAGAGAAUCUGCUAAAGGUGACAAGUCAGGACAGCUACCAGAGGAAGGUAGACUAGAAGAUCUUUCAGAAGACAGUUUCAAUCCCCACACAUUACAAAGCAAUAUCUUGGCAACAGAUCAACAGAACGUAAUAUACACAGCGACAUAUCCUUCAAACCAGAUAUCACAACAGAUAACUUUCGGAUGAAGAGGAUACGUUGUUGAGAUUUUUAGUGUCCUGUCCCUGUCUUUAAACUGUGGGAAAGUGAUUUCGUUUUAUCCUGGUGGGAUUAUUGCAAUAUUGAAUUACAGAGUAUGUUACAUUGGUGAACUUACUCUUCACUUUCAUACUAUUAUUUUUGUAUGAUCAGCGACGAACAAUACAGAGUUGAGCCCCAUAAUCCAAAGUUACACCGAUUGUUCCACUAUCCAACAAGUAUAUAUGGAGACAGAGUUUUAGUUUUUUCUGCUCAAAGUUGUUCCAUUUAUCCAGUCAUUUCAUGGGAACGAAGGCAGCUGAGUUAGGGUGUUCAAUAAGACUGCUGUACAUAAACUUGCAGUGGUGAUUCCUGUAUUCACCCAGGUUUAGUGGAACAGGCAGUACAAUGUGCUUCACUAUAUACCUGCUAUAAGAAACAGAUGACCGUGGAUUAGCUGCUAGUAUAUUUGUGCACAUUUCAAAACCAGGAUCAAAAUUGUGAUAUCAUGUUAUUCUGUAAAUGACAAAUGCUUUGUGGAAGGACUAUUUCUGUGUUUAGUGGAACUGGGCUGGGUCUAUCCCUGGCAACCCGGUAGUGCAUCCGUAUGGUGUGUGUGUAGUGGAACUGGGCUGGGUUUAUCCCUGGCAACCCGGUAGUGCAUCUGUAUGGUGUGUGUGUAGUGGAACUGGGCUGGGUCUAUCCCUGGCAACCCGGUAGCCCUUUUGGUAGUUCAUCCGUAUGGUGUGUGUGUAGUGGAACUGGACUGGGUCAAUCCCUGGCCACCCGGUAGCCCUAUUGGUAGUGCAUCCGUAUGGUGUGUGUGUAGUGGAACUGGACUGGGUCUAUCCCUGGCAACCCGGUAGCCCUAUUGGUAGUGCAUCCGUAUGGUGUGUGUGUAGUGGAACUGGACUGGGUCUAUCCCUGGCAACCCGGUAGCCCUAUUGGUAGUGCAUCCGUAUGGUGUGUGUGUAGUGGAACUGGACUGGGUCUAUCCCUGGCAACCCGGUAGCCCUAUUGGUAGUGCAUCCGUAUGGUGUGUGUGUAGUGGAACUGGACUGGGUCUAUCCCUGGCAACCCGGUAGCCCUAUUGGUAGUGCAUCCGUAUGGUGUGUGUGUAGUGGAACUGGACUGGGUCUAUCCCUGGCAACCCGGUAGCCCUAUUGGUAGUGCAUCCGUAUGGUGUGUGUGUAGUGGAACUGGACUGGGUCUAUCCCUGGCAACCCGGUAGCCCUAUUAGUAGUGCAUCCGUAUGGUGUGUGUGAAAGUCCCGGUUUGGCUCAAAGACCAGCCAUUUUCUCUUUCUUGUAACACUGUGCACUAGAAUCAAGUGUUAUGUUGAAUUAUGAAUGCUUAUCCUCACAAUUAGAUAAUACUAGAAAACGUAACGUCAUGCUGUCAGUUAAUUGUGUUAUCUGUAUACGUACAACACUGAUAUGAGUAACGGGGUAGAUUUAUAUCGCUGGCACACGAGUGUCUAUUUAUGCAUAACAGAAUCAAUGUUGUUAUUAUUUUAUUCGCUGAUGAAAGCUGUUAUUUUUUAACACAAGUACAACCAAAUGUUACUUGUAUAGCAGAUAUUAUUUCGAUCAAAUUUAUAUUAUCUUGCCAUUAAUGUAUUCAAAUGGAUUGGUUAUAAUUUAUGACAAAGGAGCUAUGACAUUGUACCAUCUAUUGUUUGUUCUGUAAUAUAACUAGUUAUAUAUGGAUAUCUGUUAACUCUUUGUCUAGUUCUAAUAUAAAGGAAUAUCCAUCUUCAAAAUCCAAGGCUUCUUUGAUUCUCUUGAUACACAUAUCUUCUCCACACCCUCACACAGUAUAUAUUAGCUGUUUGAUUGGUUUCAGGUAUAAAACAAACUUUUCCAGUCACUUGGUUGAUACAUAUUACAUGUACCUUCAAAGAUUAAUUUUAACUGUUAUAUCAUAUGUACAAAUGUACUUCAAAGAAUUGAACUAGUCUUGUAUCAUCCAUAAAAUGUUGUGUACAGAGUCUUUGAUUUUGUCAUGGCAUAUUCCAAGAGUGUAGGGGAAUUCCAAGAGUGUAGGGGAAAUAGGAGUGUCUCUGAUUUCGGAGAUUAUGAAAGUCUUGGUCUGCAGUCUCAUGGUUGAUAUACACAGAUAUAACUGUCCUGUACUGUGGUAUCCCAUAUUGGUUACAUCAAAAUGACAUGUGCAUUUAUCUUUUUCAUGUUUUCAUCAAUCCAGUUUCAUCCUUAUCCCAUUCAAUCAUUUUUCCUUUCUGCAUUCUGUCUGCUACUUUCUUCGGCUCUGAUCUGAUAUACAUGUAGAUAGUACAACUCCUGACAGAAAUGAUCUGACAUCUCCAUAAUGAUGAUAAGAAAUACUUUUAGCUAGCUAAUUAUGUGCCAUUCCUUUAUUUAUUGAUUAAGUAAUGGGCAGUCAUGAUGUGGUGGGAAAAUCAUUUUCUAUAUGUACCAUAUCACAACUGUGUGAUUUAUUGCCAGCCUCAUUCUGUGUGGAUGAAGCCUGGUAACAGAAGCAUUAGUAUUUCUUGGUACACGCAUACAGUAUUGGAAAAAUAAUCUUCAUAUCUCGUGUUUUAAUAAUAACAUUGUAAUAACCUAUAGAUACACUGUUGUUAUAUAUGUACAAUAGGUAAACAAAGAAUGUGUCAUCAUUUUCCAUGAGGAUAGAAUAUCAUGUUUAUUAAAAAAUUAAGCUUGCACAUGAUUAUGUAUGCGCUUAAUAGUAACUUAACUCCAGAUUAUAUAAAUACUACACGGCAGGCUCAUUUAAAGAUCGAAGGGUAGAUUUAUAUGAAGCUGCCCAUUAACUCAUUCACCCCUAAAGACACUUUUGAACUCUUCCAUUUCAAAGGUUGGAAUAGUUCAUUAUGAAAUUUCAAGGGUGAGUUAAUGCUUAAAACUUGUAUAUUGUUAUAUCUUCAAUAGAUUUAUGCGGCUGUGACCAAACAGAUCUAUAUUUGGAUUAGAACUAUCCCAUUUAUAAUUAUUAUUUCAUUAAUUAGCUGACAAUUCAAUUUCACCUUGUGACAUGAUGAGUACAGCUAUGGGUGUGUAAUAGCAUAGUUGAGAAAGUCCUGCAGUGUAGUAGAAUAUUGUGGGUUGUUUUCCCCAAGGUCUUGAUCAAACAUGUGCAAACACUUGAGUUAUUUCAUUUGAGGGCAGUAUUUAAUCAAUGAUUGCAUUUAUAUGUUGUUUAAAAAGAUGAAAUACCUUAGAUUUUCUUUCCUGACGAUUACCAUUUUUUUCCUGCUGUUAUGUAUAUUGCUUAAUUUUAAAAGAGAAAAAAAUAUUCAAACAUCCUAAAAAAGUUGGUGCUUUUACCCAAUAAAGGGACAUGUUUAUACAAAUUGUAUCUAAAUGUUGACUUUCAUGUAAAAUCAUGCAAAUAAAAUAGCAUCACUGUGAA